Molecule: messenger RNA, 7880 nt
Organism: Homarus americanus (American lobster)
Lineage: Eukaryota; Metazoa; Arthropoda; Malacostraca; Decapoda; Nephropidae
Gene: Ask1
Product: mitogen-activated protein kinase kinase kinase 15-like
Exons: 28
Coding region: 196-4431 (1411 amino acids)
Biological process (GO): protein phosphorylation; MAPK cascade
Molecular function (GO): ATP binding; protein kinase activity
Source: RefSeq, a predicted model, not a curated record
GUAGGCUGUAGUGUUGGUGGUGAAGUAGACUGUGGUAGUGGUAGUGGUGAUGGUGGUGGGUCAUAAUAGCCGCUCCCCAUUGUUGUGAUCGUGUGUGUGAGUGUGUGUGUGUGUGUGUCAGGGAAUCACACAACCUUGUUCUUCCAUCUGACUUGAUCUUUAUCAUUUUACCGUCGCAAUGAGAAGGUGUGCACGAUGACAGACAGCUUAGGCAGCAAGAGUGACCACUCGGGUCAGUCAGUCAUUCUGGCAGGCAUCCGGGCACACAUGGAUGUUGUGUGUGUCCUGGACCUGAGUCACACAGAGCGACAGCACCAUCGUAGAAAAGCCUGGGAUGAGGUUAAAGCCAGCUGUCUUGCUGUUAAUGCCAACUGUUACCAUAUCCAGUUUGAAAAGCUUGACUUUGGUGAAACAAAUGUUCUGGACCAGUUCUAUAAUGCAGAUGUGGCCAUUGUGGACCUGUCAAUUGUUUUACAGCAGCAUUCUCUGUUCUACCAUCUUGGUGUUCGUGAAAGCUUUGACAUGAAAGAAAAUAUCCUGCUCUACAAUGAUAAUGAUUCGGAGGUCACCAUGCCACUUAAGUUUUCAUGCAGCAACUACAUUUUUAUUUCGUACCGCCUGUUGGAUUCGGGACAGUGUGUACUGACAGAUCCCAGCGCGAGAAUUGGAGCAGAUGAUAGUAUUCCUUCAGAGUCCAGAAUACUUCUUUCCACCAAACUUCGGAGACAACUACAGGAUGUUGAAAUUCAGUCAAAAGCACACAUGAAAGAGAAAUUCCUUGCGGAUCUACGCAAAGCACGGGAUGUGUACUCUGGCGAUGAGCUCAAGAAACAGUUGCAUAAUCUCCGAAGACGACUUGAUGAUCCUAAUAUUUUAUCUAUCGAUGUUGUUCUCAGUAUGUUGAUAUCAUUGAGAGAGAUCCAGGACUACGAUGCAAUGGUUCAUCUGGUUGAUGAUCUCAAGACUAUACCUAACCGUAAACUGUAUACCAGCACCCCAGCCAUCAGGUUCCUGUAUGGAUUUGCACUAAAUCGACGUAAUAUGGAAGGUGAUAGAGAGAAGGCUCUUACUGUAAUCACAAAGGCAUUAGAAAAAAAAGAGAAUGAAGUUCCAGACAUGGUGUGUCUUUGUGGUCGAAUAUAUAAGGAUAAAUUUGUUGAAUCUCAACACACAGAUAUGGAAAGUUUGCACAGUGCCAUUUAUUGGUAUAGGAAAGGAUUUGAAGUGCAACCAAAUGAAUAUGCUGGAAUCAACUUGGCUACACUUCUUGUCAUAGCUGGUAACGACUUCUCAAAAUCUGGUGAACUGCAGCAUAUAGGUAUGGUUCUAAACAAUCUUAUUGGCAAAAAAGGUUCCCUGUCAUCUUUACAAGAUUACUGGGAUGUAGCAACCUUCUUUGAGAUCAGUGUUUUAGCAGAAGACUAUGGAAAGGCUGUUCAAGCAGCUGAAUGCAUGUUCAAGUUAAAACCUCCAAAUUGGUACCUGAAAUCCACAAUUGGAAACAUCAUGCUGAUCAACCGCUUCAGGAAACGGCCUGAAGACUCUGAGCCAGGACCUGAAGAGAGAAUCUUCAACUUUUGGAUUGAUUAUUUUGUGGAAGCCACCAACACCGAGCUUGGGGACGCCAUCAGAUUUCCAAUCCUGAUAUUGGAACCAACAAGAAUGUACCAACCAAGUUAUUACUUGCCAAGUUAUGUGACUGUAAAUCUUGGGGCUGAGGAAAAGAGUAUUCAACUUUGGAACUUGUGUAUAGACCAGAUGAAAGGAAAUUGUAGACAAGUUCAUGACUGGCUCUUCAAUGCUUCCAGUAUUAAAACUAUCACACUUUAUAAGCGAGAUGAGCGAGCCGUUUUCCUAUAUGUUCAAGAAAACUCGGAUGACUUCCAAAUGUUUUUCCCUUCUGAGCAAUGCCGCCUCAUCUUUUUUCGUCUGGUGCAAGAGCUUACAGUCAACCAAAAAGGCACAGUCAUGGACCUAGAAGCUGAGAUAUCUUCAGGCCCUAUCCAGUAUGAGUAUGAACUAGAUGACAAUGGGAAGCGCAUGGUCCUGGGCAAGGGUACAUAUGGUGUUGUAUAUGCUGCCAGAGAUCUCAACACUCAAAUUAGAAUUGCUGUAAAAGAAGUACCAGAAAAAAAUAUUGGGGAAGUUCAACCACUGCAUGAAGAGAUAAAGCUUCACUCAGAGCUACGUCAUCGAAACAUCGUACAGUAUUUGGGAACAGCAUCAGAAGAUGGCUUUUUCAAGAUCUUCAUGGAACAGGUUCCAGGAGGGUCCCUAUCUGCUCUCCUGAGAUCAAAAUGGGGACCAUUGAAGGAAAAUGAAGCAACUAUUGCAUAUUAUACCAAGCAGAUCCUGGAGGGAUUGAAAUAUCUUCAUGAUCAGAAGAUUGUGCAUAGAGAUAUUAAAGGUGAUAAUGUUCUAGUCAAUACUUAUACUGGAGUGGUCAAGAUCUCAGAUUUUGGUACUUCCAAGCGGCUGGCAGGAGUUUGCUUAAGUACUGAGACCUUCACAGGAACACUGCAGUACAUGGCACCUGAAGUCAUCGAUAAAGGAGCCAGAGGAUAUGGAGCUCCGGCUGACAUUUGGUCCCUGGGUUGUACAAUAGUUGAGAUGGCAACAGGCAAACCUCCCUUCAUUGAACUUGGCUCUCCUGAGGCAGCUAUGUUUAAGGUUGGUCUUUAUAAAAUGCAUCCAGACAUACCUGAAGAACUAAGUGAAAGGGCAAGAAGUUUCAUCCUUCGAUGUUUUGAGCCAGAUCCCACAAAGAGAGCCAUGGCUGCACAACUUUUAGAAGAUCCAUUUUUAACUGAGCUGGGCAGAAAGAAAAAGGGAGUGCGACUAACCAACCAGCAGGAAUUCUCACGGAGUAUAUCUGUUCCUGCAGACCGCAAUGUAAGACUGCAUGGUGAGAAAGGUCGACUUGCAAGCUCACCAGAUGACAGCCUAGAGUUGGGGUAUGGUUAUGGGUCGCGAUGCAACACAGCUGGAAGCCCCAGUGUCUCCCCAGCCUCCCCCUCCUCAUACCUCUCGUCUCUCUCAUAUUCCAGCUCUGUUAUGACUGGUACAGACCUGGAUGAUGGCCUCAUGACAAGAAGGUCAUCAAGUGGCGGAUUGCUGUCCCCAGAAGUGGAGUCGCCACGGACAGAUGGGGAGCAAGAUGGGUUCUACCUCUUGAAAAAGGAUUCUCAGCGGCGUAUGACUCUCACACGGGUCCUUGUACAUGAUCAGCACAAAAUUACACAGAUCUGGUAUGACAGACUUCAGCAUGAAUUAGGCACUGAUAAACUCCUCAUAACUCAGGAACACCUUCUACACAUCAUGGUUGGGUUACGCGACUUUAUUCCUGAGCACAAAAAAAUAUCAAUUGAACAAGCUUUUGUUACAUUGAAACAAGAAAUUAAUUUUGAGGAGGCUCUCAACCAAAUAAAUCUUGCACUUUACAUUUUUCAAGAUGCUGUAAAUGAGGUGCUGAAAAGUCACAGCAUUAAGCCACAUUGGAUGUUCGCCCUUGACGACUUAAUACGUAGUGCUGUCCACUGCGCCAUAACAGUGUUAUCUCCAGAACAAGAUAUAUUGCUUGGUCAUGGCGAGGGAAGUGCAGGUGUACCGGCAGCUGGUCCAGAUCAACCUCGAGAUCUUGUUGAGGAAGGCAGUACUUCAGGAGUUUCCACCAUCAAUUCCACAAAGUCAGCCAAGUUACUCCAUGAUUUUCAUCACUCUAAACACUGCCAUCAUCUCCAAGAAAGUCUGCAGGCUACUAGAACAGAGAAUCUUCGGUUGCUGGAGGAGCUCUACCUGUCGGAGAAACGAUAUGGUGACCUCUUGAAAAUGUACAUCUCUGAACGUCGUGAUCAAACUCAAUAUCUAGCAGACCAGUUGGGAGUUUCAUUGCCACCUCUGCUUCUGGUUAGUAAUAAUAAAAACUUGAUGGUAAAGAGCAAGGACAGCCAAAUCAAAAAGAGUUCUUGUCAUCAAUCUUCAGAAGAAACUGCUACUGGAGAGACAGACUCAUCUGUUGGUACUAUGGAAUCUGUGUCUAGUGCUGACACUGUUAUAGCAGAGAGCAACUACCCUGAGGAUGGUGCUUCUUCAGCAUCUUCCUCACUUCAAGAGCCCCCCAUGAUCCAUGUGUCCUCCCGCAAUAUAGACAUGGAGUUGGUAAAGUGGCUGCAAUCUCUAUCAAUAGAUCGUGAUGUUAUUGAUAAGUUUCUUGCUGAAGACUACACCAAAGAGGAUGUUCUGACGUGGAUGAGACGUGAUGAUCUGCAGAAGUUAAGAAUGAGAGGAGGAGUUGAGCUACGUAUCUGGCGUAGCAUGGUGCAGCAUCGACUGGCCUUGGGUCUACCUAUCAACCCUGAAGAGCCUACUGCUGCAGCAUCCACCUCAAGGAGUAAAGCCCAAGAACCACAAUCUCGCUCUACCAAAUUAUAAAACUGUGCUCUCCAUUUGCGAUUAUUUUCCAAGUAUGAUUGUUUCUCUAGUGUCCUGUUUAUUCUAUUUUAUUUUUGUAAUUUUUUUUUAUAAUUAUUUCGUCCUAGUAAGUGGUGUUCAUGAUGUAUAGAUCACGAAUGACUACUUGUCUUUGGUUUCUUUGACUUAUUGUCUUAGUAAUACCAAUAAACUCUCGUAUUGAGUUUAAUGAUAAUUAGAUACGCUCUCAGCUUCCCGGAGGAACUACCCAAGUCUUGACAGUGUGUGUUCCAUUUCUUGUCGUACUAACUUAAACUUCACUUUAUAUGAAGUAAAAUCCAUCUCAAACUGCUUCCUUUGGUGCUAGACUUACUGAUAGUUUUAAAUAAUAUAUAUUAGAAACAUUUUCAGUGCUCCCUAACAUUGGAAAUUGUGUACCCAAUGAUGGUAGUCUUAUGAAUCUUGAUUAAGAGAAUGAUGCUUGUAAUCUGUGGUGCUGUAGUUGCCUUAUCAAAAUUAUUCUGUAGAAUAGAUAUGUAUAUAUAAUAUAUAUGUGUGUAUGUUUGUAUAUUGUUGUUUUCAUAUAUUGCUUGAUAUGAACACACUUUAUUUGCCAGGAUAGGUUGUGAAUGCACUGUGCGUUAGCUUUGGAAUGUUAUAAACCGGUAGUUAUUAAUACUGAUUUUCAUCAUGUAAAUAUUUUUAGCCUAUACCCUUAAGCCAGGCAGCUCUUAUAAUACAGGCUUCUUACUGGGAGAUUGGGGCCUUACUCACUCCAGUAAUACAAGGUGUUGCUAUGUUUUGUCCCUCACCAUCAGCAUCAAAUGUGGGGGUAUUUGGUGCAACAGUUGCUAUCUGGAGGCCAGAAGGUCCUCUUUGAGUAAUGUUCUUCCAAUCAUCACAGCUCAUGCCAAGGCUACUGUCACUCAUCUUUGAAUUGAAGGUCAGUCCACCAUUUUGAAAUUUAGUCCUUAGCAGACUGGCUCUGAGAGCAAAUGCAUCAAAUCAGCUCACCCCAUAUCACUUAUUUACUGCAAAAGGUGAGCAUCAAACUCCUUUGUAAAACAUCAGGGAUGAUUGACAGGGACUUCUACUACCUUUUCUCUUCCACACUUGGGCUGGAAAAUGAAAACUCUGCCUACCCUUUGGGUUCCAGAUAUUUGAGAGUUGGACAUUUUACAGGAUUUACUUUUUAAGAGGGAACUUAAUACAAACAUUGAAAUGUAAUACCUGUAAUUCACUUUUCUUGUGUUUUCAUGUCCCUAAGACAACUUGUUGAAUCCAUUUGGAGAAUGAGUCUGUUCUGAAUCAUAUCGAUGACUAAGGACCAGCAGGUGAUUUUGAAUUAAGUUAGCCAUGUACAUGAGAUUUAGGAAGCUUUUGACCUUAUGUUUGGACAAGAUAUAUUUCCUGUGCAAAAAUCAUUCAAAUCUACAAUUGCUUAGAGGAUCUUCAUAUAAUUUUCAGGUGUCAGGUUAGAUCUGAUCUGUAGAAUAUUUUUUUUAUUUUCUACAUGGAUGACUGGUUGAUUUUGAGUUCAUUCUGUGAAAUAGUGAGUCAAGAUACUCAGAAAGUGCAAAUUUUUCAAGAUGGAACAGAUUUCUAGUUAACUUUCUCAUAGGGAAAUUUUUAAGUAUUUAAGUUUACAAUGGAUACUUAAGGAAGGGUUGGAGAGUUUCCUCAUAGGUUUGCUGUGAUGAUUCUCUUGUUGGGAUUGGUACUACUUGAGUUUAACCAGUUUAUGAAGGCUUCCCUUGCUUUAAAUGAGGCUUGUGUAAAUGAAUUGACAGAUAAGCUAUUUACUUUUUACUGUACUGUACCACCAAUUUUUUUUAGAUGUAUAAGGUGUGGCUUGCAUCGAACAAAUUGAGGGAGAUCAUGGUGUAUAUUCCCUGUGGUUGAGGUGCAUGUGAUUGCAGGUCUCAGAGAAUCAGGAGGUGCAGCCUGACUGAUGUCAAUGCACAUGUGGCAUUUACAGUUGAAGUCUCCUUUUCCCUCUUUCAGUUUAUAUGUGUUAUGUUUAUUUGGGAUCAGGGCACAUCUGAAAUAUUCUGCAAAUGUUCUUACAAUUAAAGAAUUCCCUUGAAUAAACCUUGAAAGACAUUUAAUCGGGAAACCAAGUCGCAUAUAUUUAGACACAUUGAUUGUGGCAGAAGAGCCACAUUAAUUGGCUGUGCGAUUAACAUCAGAAAGUUAAGUGUUAGCUCAAUUCAGAGGAAUUUUCACAUGCUUGAAAGUUGAGGGGCUCAGUCACCUUCACUAUCAGUAAAGAUUACAAGCAGAGUGAAAAACAUAUUUAUAGAAAUUAUAGGAGAAAAUGUACCUGUACAGUAUUACCUGGUACUUGUGCAGUCUUAAUGUAUACGUACAGUACACUGUAGUAUUUUUUGUUUCUCCUUAAUGAGAAUAUUGGGUUUUAGGGAGGAUGUCUGGAACAUUACCAUAUUUAUAAUUGAAAAAUUUGGUUCACUAAAUUAAUUCACAAUAAAUUAGCUUUUCUAGAAUCGCCCCCUCUUUUACAUCAAGGGAUGGGUAUACAAGGUACAGGUGGCCUGACUCCAAAUAAGGCAUUUUGUUGCAUUAAAAUGGUAGAGAAAUAGAGAUUGGAGAUCUUGUAACACUCUUUGGUGUAGGAUAGUUAGGUGUGGACAUGUGUGUCAUUCUUUAAUUAUUUAUUUAUUUUUUUUGUUUUUUUUUGUCCCCAACAAGAUGUUUCAUCUUUUAAACUUUAUACUCCACUUUAAGGAAUUGGAAUUCAUCUUUCCUUCUUCUGCUAUGAGGGGGAAUUAAGUCAUGGGAUUUUUGUUUUUCCCUUCCUGUAUGUCUCUUCUCCAGGUGAAAUUAUGUUAUAUUUGUUGUACUGUUGGCCUUAGUUCCAAUUAAAAAAUGUUCAGCUGGCACUGUUGAGGAAUGUUGAAACUUCAGGUGUGGAGGAGACUGGACAAAAGCAAUCUCAGACUUGUUAGAUAAUAUGUACAGUAUUUAUAAUGUCAUUUAUUGCCCCUCUGACAUUACUGUGGUUUGGGAUGGGUUAUGUUAACUUUUAAAGAUACAGAGUACCUAGUUUUUCUUUACAGUACUAAUGCUUUGGUAACAUAGAACUUGAGGUUAUGGUGAAGCUUCAUAUGUUUCAUAUAACUAGUCUUGAUAGCUCCGUUCUCACCCAGCAGGAAAUAGUUUCUUCUUCUGUCACUUUCCUCCAAGCCUAUUUUUAUAUCUAUUCCUUUUCCUGGUACAGGGGUCCUCGUUAUACAUUGUACCAAUAUACAGUUUGUCAUUUCACAUAUACGUCACGAACAAAUAGAGGAAGAAAUUUUCAUUAUACGUCAUUGUUUCAUAUAUACGUCAUCUGCAUCAUCCACUGUUUUAUGCUAAGUCUGUGUGUAUCCAAAUAUAAAGCAUAAAUAGUGUUAAAACAUCUAAUAUAAUGUAAAAAUAACCAUAAUAAGUAAUAAAAGUGGCUUACAAGA